AUGUCCCCUUGGAAUCUGGGUCAGAAUGACCCUCCUGAGGAGCUGAUAACUAUGAAGAACCAAUUGGCCUCUAAGGAGAGCCAAAUCGCUGCUUUCCAAACUCAACUAAUGAAGAAGUCUGAAGAGUUUGACGAACUCAAGAAAUCGUUCGAAGAUGCAAUUCACAAGGCAAAAAGCAAACGAGCAUUGGAUCUUGAAGCCAAUCUGCGCCAGCGAGACUCCGAACUUACGAAUGAAAAACUCACCCGGCAAAACCUGGAAACGGCGCUUACCACGGCAACGAAAGAAUACAAGGAAUCCGACCUCGAGAUUCGAAACCUACAAUCCAUUCUGGACUCAAUAUCACACGAUUCUCGAUCCCAGCAGGAACGGUAUCGCCAGUUGCAAAAGGAGAGGGAUACUCUACAGGAACGUGUGAAGGAACUCCAAACCCAAAUGCCACAGCCGUCGACAGAGCCCGCCAAGCGCACUCACAGGCGCUCGUCAUCACUCUCAAGUUUCAGAGUCACUACCCUGGAACAAGAACUUCGCGAAACCAAGGCUGCUCUGCAGAAACGGGACGAGGAACUACACAUUGUCAAGGGCAAACUGUCUGUAGCAACUUCUGAUGCGAACCGCUUUGAGAACGAGAAGUUGGCCCUCGAACGGAGCCUUUCGAAGAAAAUCCGUGAACUCGAAGCCACCCUCGAGGAGAAGGAGGAGGAGAUCCAGUGUCUGAGAGACGAGGGAGGGAAUGGGGAUCGGGAAAGGGAGUUAAUGGAUAGGAUCGAUGAAGACGAGGCUAAGAUUGCUGCUUUGGAAUCCAUGCUACGGAAUAGCUCGGCGCUGGAAGACAAGUUACACUCAACGGAGCAGCAGUUGCUGGAAGAGCGUCGCAAAGUUCAGCAAAUCACACAGCUACACGCCCAGUUGAAGAGUGAGAAAGAAAAGUUGGUGGAAGAUCUCCGAGUGGCUCACGGAGAGAUCGAGAACACACGCCCUAUGCAUGUAUCAGGAUCCUCUGACGAUUCAACGACGCAUCUUCCCCUAUCCGAUGAUAUGGACACCUCCGAGCUCGUACGACCCAGCGAAGUUGACCCAGUUGCAUACAUCGGCAAGCUCCUGGCGGCAGUUGAUCGACUUCGCGACGAACGAGACAACCUUCAAAGAAACGUGCACUUUCUGGAGUCGGAGUCGCGAUUUACCAUCGAGGCUUUGGAAGCAAAAUUGUCCGCAUCGAUCGCCACGACCGUGUCCACGGGUGAGACGGUUGGAACUCUGGCACAAAUGAAAGCAGAGAUGGACGCACUUCAUCAGGAACUUUCUGUGACGAAGGACCAUGCAGAAUCCGAUAUCCGAACCAAAACUCAGGAAAUCGACCGCCUUCACCGCAUUAUUCUCGCACUUGGCGUAACACUUGGACGGCUCCCUGCCGCGGAUGGUCAGAAUCACGCCGACCUUGUCGCUGGUUAUGAGGCGAGAAUAAAGGAAGUGGAAGAGAAACUUGAUGUGACCGUGUUGUGCCUAGAAGCAACUACGAGCCAGCGAGACGACUUGGUCAACACCCUUCGUGACAAAGAAGCUUCGUGGGCCGAGGAGGUCGACAUCAUUCGCCACGGACACCAGCAAGCCUCACGAACUAUCGAAGACCUUGGCAAACAAGUCGACGAGCUCACCGGCCAACUCGAGGAGGUCGAGUCCCAACGAAACUCCCUCGCUGUCCAGAUAAAGAAUUUGGAGAGCGACCUUGAAGCUGCUCGCAGCGAUCUUACGAAGGCGGAGAGCCGUUACAGCGAACUCCAGUUCCACCAGCUCAACAGCAUGACCUCUUCCGAAGCCACCGCAACAUUGCGAACGCAGAUCCACGAGCUAGAGGCGCGCGUCAUGCGGAGAAAUGAACAGCUAGGCAUCCAUCAACACGAUAUCCGUCGCCUUGAAACCAACUUGCGUCUUCAAGAAGACCGACUCAUGGAGAUGACGGCAGAGAUGGAGAUGCUCAAUGCGCAGAAGGAUGCCAUGGUCGAAGAUUGUGCCAACACCCGGGAGGAGAGGGAUGUGGCGUUGCAUCGCGUGGAGGAGUUGGAAGAGGAGAUGGCCAAUUUGGAGGCCAGCCAUGCCAAGGAUGAAGCCACCAUUUGCGCGUUGGUCAGCGUCAUCAUCGAAACCGCUGGGAAGGCUAGACAAGCGCUCAGAGAACAGCGCGAAUCGGGGAAGGAGACCGCCAACGCUUCGCUUCGGAGGGCUUUAGAAGUAGUGGAAGAACUCACGACGGAGAAGGUUCGCUUGGAGGAAAACGUCGAGGCCAACAAGCAGCGCAUUGAUGAGCUUCUUAACGAGGUGGACAACCUCCGCGCCGCACAUGAAGCUGACAUCUCCCUCUAUUCGACGGCCCGAACAAAGCUGGAGCAGCAACUGGAGCAGCUCCAUACCGAGAUCAAGGACCUCCGCCUUGCGAAAGAAGAGCUCCAGAGGGCACACGAUACUGAAGUGGAAAGACUUGCUUCAGAAAGCGCUCGACUCCAGAGUCUUCUCCAGGAAGCAGAAGUCGCUGCCUCAGCGCAAAAGGAAGGUCACGAAUCGGCUCAACGCAGCAAAGACGAAGAUACCAGUGAACUACAAGCCCGAGUUCUGGAACUCACCCGGCGGCUAGCAGAGAACGACGCUCGGUUCUCGGCAGAACGCGAACAACUGGAAGCCCGACUCAGAGAUGCUGUUGAUGCCAAAGACGCCGUCGAUACCGCGCUCAAAGGCGUCCAGGGUCAGCUGACUUCUCUCGAGGAGCAACACGCCUCGGAGGUUAGCCAGCUGCGAGCGUCCUUGCAGACGGAAACUGACGCGCUUCUCCAGUCUUCCGCCGCCAAGGAAACAUUGGAGCGGGAGAAUAAGGAGUUACGUGCCGAACUUGACGCUGCCUCUUCUAAGAUGGCGGAGGUAGAGGCGUCUGGAGGCGAGAAGCUGAAGGAGUUGGAAAAUAAACUGGAAGCGCAGGGACGGGAAGCGGAAGAGUUGUCGCGGCGGGCCAAGGACCUAUCCCAACAGGUUCGCGAAGCGGAGGAGCUAAGAGCCAGGGAGCAGGAGGAGCACCGACUGGCAAUUACGUCUUCAGCUGAAAUGAUUCAGCGCCAUGAGACAUCUGUCAAAACGCUGGAGGAUGACCUGGCUCGGUUGAAGGAUGAACUUCAGACCCUAGAUCGACUUUAUUCAACUGCCCAACAGGAGAAGACCCAGCUGCAAGAGCAGACGACCGACCUCCUCGCCAAGGUAGAACAGGGUCGGUCUGUGCAACGAGUGCUCCAGGAUCAGGUUGAAGAAAGGGAACAAGCGAUGAAAACUCUUGAGGAAGAGCUGGUCUCAGUUCGGGAAGAGCUGGCUCGUGUCGAGCAAGCAAAUGCAAAGGCGAAUCUCAACAUGAGUCUCACAUCAGCGCAGCACAAGCGAGAAAUGACGGACCUGCAACGAGAGUUGCAAAACCUACGUUCCAAGUCUAAUUUGGAGCAAGUGAUCGCAGAGUUGCAGGAACGAAAUCAGGAAAUGGACGAUUUGCUCAGGCAGAAGUGUGCAGAGAUCGAAGCCAAUGACGACAAAUCGCUCGAGAUGCUUCGAGAAAAUAAGAAACUCACAGCUAAGGUUGAAAACCUCACUCGCAAGGUGACGUCCCUCCAGAACAAACUCGCCAGUUUGAAGGAGCAACGCAGGCAAGGCGAUGUUAGGCCGAGUGCACCUUCCGCCCCUGUCCAAGUCGAAUCUCAGCCAGAGCCGACUUUCCAGCGACCGCCUUCUCUGGCAACAAGCAUUAGUCAACCGACGUUCACAGCGCCGCCAGUUGCUUCGAGCUCAAAGCCUGUACCUCGAGCAACAUCCUUCAGUUCACGACCCAAAACUCCCGAAAAGAGUCUACCUCCCGCACCCAUGCCUGUCUUUAGGAACAGGACGCCUGAACAGCUACCCUACAUCGCCCCCGACCCAUCCUCCGUUGUAGGGAAGAAACGACGCGCACCGGAUGACUUUGAAGUCUGCGAAAGUGUUCCGCCACAGGUAUUCACUGCCGAAAGUUUGCCCGGGGAGAAGACAGAGAAUAGAACGCCUCGGGUGCGGAGAGUGUUAAGCAGCCUCCAAACCGGGUUCACUCCAAACCGUAGCAGUGCUCGACCCGUAGCAUCAAUGCCAUCGCCUGACAAGCAGGCGAACGUCCCUGCUGCUUUCAUCUCGGACGUCACCAACAGCCCUCUCGUCAUUCCGCCUCUCCAUUCUGGCCUUCAAUCGGCAAAGUCAAAACGAAGUUGGCUUGGUAAAAUUCGGGGAGCGUCAUCGUCGACGAGUGGUCAUGGCCAUGGGAUGUCGAGACACCAAUAA
Coprinopsis cinerea okayama7#130 is the source of this 4332-nucleotide messenger RNA. RefSeq lists its product as hypothetical. The record is from RefSeq and is a predicted model, not a curated record. The coding region runs from base 1 to 4332 and encodes 1443 amino acids. The transcript is spliced from 6 exons. NCBI's taxonomy places the organism in Eukaryota, Fungi, Basidiomycota, Agaricomycetes, Agaricales, Psathyrellaceae.